ACCAACCAAAAAAAAAAAAACCUGGAGCAGCUCUUUUCUUCCCACUUCCUCAAUCCGCAGCCAAUAUAAAGUCCACCAGCGGCUCCUCCAUCACAGAAGUUCACUUCAGACGACUCAACUUGCCAGAAUGUUUCUGUGUGCUUGUGUGCUGCUGCUGCUGACUUCGGCUCUGGGCCAUCCUCUGGAUGAGGCCACUCUGGACGCCCACUGGGAACAGUGGAAGGUCACACACAGGAGGGAAUACAAUGGACUGGAUGAGGAGGGGAUCCGGAGAGCCAUCUGGGAGAAGAACAUGCUCAUGAUUGAGGCCCACAACCAGGAAGCGGCGCUGGGCAUGCACUCCUACGAGCUGGGCAUGAACCACCUGGGAGACAUGACAUCAGAAGAAGUGGUUGAGAAGAUGACUGGUCUCCAGAUGCCCGAUUCCAGGGACCGGCGCUUCACCAUGGCCCACGACGACACGCUGGAGAGGCUGCCCAAGUCCAUCGACUACCGCAAGAAGGGAAUGGUGACGCCUGUCAAGAACCAGGGAUCCUGUGGUUCGUGCUGGGCCUUCAGCUCAGCGGGGGCCCUGGAGGGCCAGUUGGCCAAGAAGACCGGACAGCUGAUGGACCUCAGUCCCCAGAACCUGGUGGACUGCGUCACAGAAAACAAUGGCUGUGGCGGCGGCUACAUGACCAACGCUUUCAACUAUGUGGAGGAAAAUGGAGGCAUUGAUUCUGAGGAGGCCUACCCAUAUGUUGGAGAGGAUCAGCAGUGUCGCUACAACGCCUCAGGCAUGGCUGCCCAGUGCAAAGGAUACAAGGAGAUCCCGGAGGGGGAUGAGCGGGCACUGGCGGUGGCGCUGUAUAAAGCGGGACCCGUCUCUGUGGGCAUCGACGCCACGCAGAGCAGCUUCCAGUUCUACGUGAGAGGUAUUUACUACGACCGCAACUGUAACAAGGACGACAUAAAUCACGCCGUGCUGGCAGUGGGCUAUGGAGUGACCUCCAAGGGCAAGAAAUACUGGAUCGUCAAGAACAGCUGGAGUGAUACCUGGGGUAACAAAGGCUACAUCCUGAUGGCACGUAACCAUGGCAACCUCUGCGGCAUCGCCAACCUCGCCAGCUACCCCAUCAUGUGAGCAAGAAUGACGCAUCACAAGGCUCCAGGGCACAAGGGAAAAUGUGAAGGACCUCGGUGCCCAUCCGUGGACAUCUUGACACUAGAUCAAAACACACACAAACACACACACACACACACACACACACACACACACAUAUAUAAUGCACAAAAGCUGCUUAUAGGAACAAAUCAAACGAGUUUCCUUCCAAAAUAUCAACCCUAAAAACAAUAUCUGACAAAGAAUGUUGACAUUAACUUACUGUGGGGUAUUAUUGAGUUGCUAACAGACUAAACACUUCAGUUGCUAAAAUAGUUCUAGUGGAUAGAAUCAUUUCUGUAUCACGCUAGGACUAGUCAGUGAAACUCAGGCAAACAGGAGAAGGACUUGCAUUGUUUUGGAAUGAAAUUCUCCCAGUGAUGAAACAGUCACUUGUUUGGUCUUUUAGUCAAGCGUCCUAACAGUAUCAAUACUUUGGAGUUACCAUCAUGAAUCCUUUUAAGCACUUUGAACAACUUUUAUCUCUAAACCACCAGAUUUUCACUACAGUUUGACCCUUUCUGGAAAUUAACUUUCUAUGCAAUCAGGAUAGUAUUUUUUAUUUGGCAGCUGGCCACAGUGGCUAGUAAAACUGUUUUGAAAACCACCUUCAUGUCUUAACAUCCAAAGCAGUUGUUAGUAUAUAAAUGUCUUACACAACACAAUAACAGGCCAACGUAGCAUUUUAGAAUUACCAGAUAAUUAGCAUUACCAGGCUUGCUAUGUUUCACUGGUGACUUGGGCUCAUUUUCAGCUGGUUGUGAUACUGAUUUGUGUCCAAGCCUUACAGUUAACAUGGGCUGAAUUCAGCACGGCAGGGACCAUUGCUGGGCAGCAUUAGUUCCUUGGUUUUGUUAGUGCAGAAUUUCCUUUUUUGACUUUUACAUGUUUAACCAGUGAUUAUAUUGAUUCUAGGAUGACUUUGUUUUUGAUGCUCCGUUCAGCACUUUUGAAAACAGUGACUUGAUGUUUUCUAUGAAAUAAAGGUUUCAUUUCGAA
This is a messenger RNA of Lampris incognitus (smalleye Pacific opah), 2140 nucleotides long. RefSeq names its product cathepsin K (gene ctsk). Gene Ontology annotation, biological process: immune response. The transcript is spliced from 8 exons. Lineage: Eukaryota; Metazoa; Chordata; Actinopteri; Lampriformes; Lampridae. Gene Ontology annotation, molecular function: cysteine-type endopeptidase activity. The record is from RefSeq and is a predicted model, not a curated record. Gene Ontology annotation, cellular component: lysosome. Bases 128 to 1123 code for a protein of 331 amino acids.